UAUAUCGAUUUGUCGCAGAGUUACCAGGAAUUUGUGCGUCGUAAAAGAAAAACAAAUUAUUGGACAAAAAACCAUGGAAGGCACUCAAUUACCUGUAACAAUUACAAAUAAUGAUGCACCAGCAAAUGUGAAGACCGCCAAUGCGCCUAUUGUGGCUACGCACACAGCAGGCGUCCCUGCCACUGUCAGUGUGUCAUCGACAUCUGUCAACACUUGCGCAGCCCCAGCAGCUACAACAACAACUACAACAACGACUACAACCAAAACGCUUUUGAGUAAAACUCCAAUUCACAAUUUGCCGAUAGAGUUGCUGCAAAACGACGCAGCGAAACGCCGAAGCUCUUCGCGAACAAUUAAACGCAAACGUUUUGACGACGAAAUCGUCGAAUACAAUCUGACAAUACCAGCGAGCCGUGGCGGCGCUGAUCCAAACCGCUCGAAUCGACCGCGCACCAUUUCGCAAAACUAUCCUGGAAUUGUGACGACACAAACGGCGUUGUUGUUGCAAUCGCCCGCAUCGACUUUAGCGGCGGCCGCUGUUGUUGCGCCCGAAACGCCUCAGACACCAGGCACUGCUGUGGAAUCGCUGCCCGGCACACCAAGUAUUGUGGCUGCUGCAGCACCUGCUACGCCUUUAACGCCAGCCACGCCCGCAUUGCCGCUGCCCACAGUUAACACAUCUGUGGCACUAGCGCAGCCAAAGCCGAGACCGAUUAUGGACCGGGCUCCAGCCACUGAACGUCGUCCGCGUCCCUCGCGCACUACAAGCAACCGUAAGCCACGCCGCAAUGGCCGCCCAUUGGCACAGAUGGCCACCAAGGAUCUGGGUCGCUGGAAGCCAAUUGAUGACCUGGCACUCGUUAUUGGCAUACAGCAAACAAACGAUUUGCGAAUGAUUCAUCGUGGCGUCAAGUUCUCCUGUAAAUUUACGCUGCAGGAGCUGCAGCAGCGUUGGUACGCGCUGCUGUACGAACCAGCCGUGUCGCGUAUUGCCGUCUCCGCCAUGCGUAAUCUGCAUCCCGAAAUGGUGGAGUCCGUGCAGCGCAAGGCUCUAUACAGUGUGCAGGAGGAGGAUCUGCUGGGCACCAUCAAGAGCACGGAAACACCGAAACUGGAGCAAUUCCAAGAGCUGCUGGACAAGAAUGCAGGCAUUUUCUAUUGUGCACGUACCGCUAAGUCGCUCCACAAUCACUGGCUGCUGCUCAAGCAGUACUGUUUGCUGCCGGAUCAAACAAUAAAGCCGUUGCAGGGUUCAGAUCAGCCGUUGAGUUUUUCAGAUGCAGAGGAUCAAAUAUUAGAUCAGGAAUUGAAUGAGCCGCGUGACGAGGCGCUGGAGAUUGAAACAAUGCUGGCCGACCGGCGCAACAAGCGCGACAUACGUCUGCUGGAGAACGAGCUAUCACGUUGGGGUGUCUUGGUUGAUUCUGUGCUGGGUCCGACGGCUGCCAGUGAAUUCGACAAUCAAACACUUGCCUGUCUAUGCGGUCGCCUGGUGCGAUAUUUAAUGCGCUCCAAGGAGAUAACAUUUGGUCGCGAGGCCAAGGAGUGCGGCGUGGAUGUCGAUCUGUCGUUGGAGGGACCUGCUGCAAAGAUAUCACGUCGCCAGGGCACUAUAAAGAUGCGUAGCAAUGGCGAUUUCUUCAUUGCCAACGAGGGCAAGCGGGCCAUCUUCAUUGAUGGCACACCGCUGCUGAAUGGCAAUAAGACGCGACUGGCCCACAAUUGCACUGUGGAGAUCUCAGGACUGCGCUUCACGUUUCUGGUUAACUAUGAGCUCAUCAAUGCCAUACGGCAGGAGAGCGCCAAAACAUCGAAUCAUUUGAAUUAGACUAGUAUUAGCCUCUUAUAAAAUUAAAAUUAAAGCAAAAGCAGCUGUCCCCGUCAAGGUCGCUGCCAUUACUACUAUUCUUAACAUUAAUAAGAAAAUACGUUCUGGAAAUAUACAACAUAAACAAUGGCAUAAGCGA
Messenger RNA from Drosophila grimshawi, 1967 nucleotides. It is a transcript of the gene Rcd5, whose product is annotated as microspherule protein 1. NCBI's taxonomy places the organism in Eukaryota, Metazoa, Arthropoda, Insecta, Diptera, Drosophilidae. Gene Ontology annotation, cellular component: MLL1 complex; NSL complex; Ino80 complex. The transcript is spliced from 3 exons. The record is from RefSeq and is a predicted model, not a curated record. Gene Ontology annotation, molecular function: protein binding; G-quadruplex RNA binding. Bases 74 to 1828 code for a protein of 584 amino acids. Gene Ontology annotation, biological process: positive regulation of transcription by RNA polymerase II.